Molecule: messenger RNA, 435 nt
Organism: Aspergillus clavatus NRRL 1
Lineage: Eukaryota; Fungi; Ascomycota; Eurotiomycetes; Eurotiales; Aspergillaceae
Product: RPEL repeat-containing protein
Exons: 3
Coding region: 1-435 (144 amino acids)
Source: RefSeq, a predicted model, not a curated record
AUGGACAACAUGAUCCUCAACGCCGAAAUCGACGAGAGCCCGCUCUCAACUACAUCCAUGGACCGCCGUAACUCCCUCGAGAAACAUCUGCAGACUCGCCCAGACGCCCAGGAUCUCAAAGAGAGACACAUCCUCCUCGACACAACCGUGGCGCCAUCCCUCCAAGCUCGCGGCCAGGAACUCGCUCGCCAGCGCACGACGGAUAGUCUCAAGCGACACCUCGAGCAUCGGCCUGAGCGGGACGAGCUUGUUGAGCGCAAUAUUCUCCCGCAUAUCAACGCCGCGCCGGCGCUGCAGGCCCACGCCAAGGAACUCGAGAAGCAUAUGCGUGCGGAUACCCUGGACCAGAGGCUGCAGCAGAGACCGCAGCCGGAGGAGCUGAUUACGCAGGGCAUCCUGACGGAGGACGAGGAUCCGAGGUUUCCUGCUGUGUAG